GGUUAUUCUUCAUCACCGCAGUAACUACAGCACAGAGCAACUGUAUACGACUGUAAAUUCACCUGUCCGACCAGCGCGCCUCAUAACUCUAAAUACCUAUCAAUAUUACUACUAACCUUAGUACACCGAAGUAACCAUAAAAUUGCUUCUCUCGUUACUAAACAAUUGGCCAUAGGGAGGCAAAUAAAUGAGUCAAACGUCCGCCUCUUUAAAAUGAAAACCAUUUGGCAUCCCUCUCAUUCCUUACAAAAACUCCCUUCGCGACCUCUUCCCCAUUUUCAGGAACGAACCUGAGUUCGACGACGAUUCCGGUGGUGAUACAUUUGACGAUAUCUUUGAGAUUAUCUCGGAUAUGCACAGCUCCCAGGACUCGGUAUCAUCGCUGUUGCCUCCACCUGCCAUCCAUAACCGGUCUUCGCAAUAUUCUGAAUCAAUAGACACGAGCAGACAUGACGAUGAAGGUCAUACUUCAGCUAUGGUGAGGCUGAGAAAACAUUUGUUUGCAGAAGUUGAUGAAGACCGGUGCGCGGCGCCUUUGUCUGUAUAUUGCUUCAUGACUGGUUUCAUCGACUCGAUUACAUUCUCUGCUAUAUUUGUCUGGUGCGCCUUCCAAACGGGAAACAGUAUGCAACUUGCCCUUGCCGUUGCUCGCCUGGUCAACGGGCAGCACGACUACUCGUUCCACAUAGCGGACCGUCAAGCGCUGUGCUCAGUACUUGCGUUCCUUUCCGGCGCCUUCAUCGGCCGUAUCGGCGAUAAUUUAGGAUGCAAGACACGGUUGUGGUUGUCCCUCGGCACAUUCAUUCAAACCCUCUUUACAAUGGCCGCCGCUGUGUUGAUGUGGAAGAGCGACGAGCUUAGCGUUGCUGAUGUACGCGCCGACCCCGUAUGGACUAACGCGUUGUCCUUCGUGUGCAUUGGCUUCUUGAGCGCGAGCAUGGGCUUGCAGGCCAUUAUGGGGAGGCGUGUCAAUACUGAAUUCACUACUACGGGUAUGUUUCAACCAUAUUUCUAUUUUUUCCUACUCUCUCAUUUCUCUGCAGUUGUGCUCACAACGACUUGGUGUGAACUAAUGGCUGACCCUAAGCUCUUUCACAUCCGACGAAUUGUUAUUUCGCGCGAUCACAAGAUCAUGGCUAUUGCCAGCUUGUUCUUGGGAGGCUUCAUCGGCCGUGUAUUGAUCGACAGUAUUGGUUCGGCUGCCACGCUCGGCAUCGGCACAGGCAUCCGUUUGAUUAUCAGCAUAUGGUGGCUUUUCAUCCCGGAGAUGCAGGCC
Messenger RNA from Suillus bovinus, 1276 nucleotides. RefSeq lists its product as uncharacterized. The record is from RefSeq and is a predicted model, not a curated record. Lineage: Eukaryota; Fungi; Basidiomycota; Agaricomycetes; Boletales; Suillaceae. The transcript has 4 exons. The annotation marks the transcript as partial.